CCACCCAUCUUGAGGAGUUUGCCCCCUCACAUAUACUAAUGUGCCACAAACAGGACUUUAAUAUCACCAACCAUUCCCAUUUUAUUACGGUGUAUCCAUAUAAAUGGCCCACCCUGUAGAUUACUCUAAAUAAAUUAACAUUCCCAUGGCAGCUGAUUUGCAUUGUUACGCCAAUGUCCAAAUCUCUCUCAUUUUUUCUUAAUUGUUAAAUUGCUUUUAUUUUUCAUAUUUGUAUUUUAAUAUUUUUAAUGUUUGUCGAUGGCUUAAAUGAUUUCAGUUGUCCGUUAUACAGCAGGCCUGUUUUAUUUAAAUGUGCUGUAUAAAUAAAGUGUUUUUACUUCCUGCAGUUCUCAGUGUGAAUGUUCAUAUGCAGUUAAAAUAAGAAGCGUAAACACUCUGCUUUAGAGACGGUGAUUGUGUUGUCAAGACAUUUUUUUCAUCAGAGGUGUAAAGUUGCCAUAAUGUUUUAUUGUCAUGUACAACAGCAUAACAUCCUCACAGAGUGAUGCUGAGAAACUAGUUCAUGCAUGGACUACUACUAGGCUGGAGAAGGCUGGAUCAGGAUGACCUAAAAGUUUCCUGAAAAGCCCUUCAGUUGAUCCAAAAUGUUGCAGUGAGGGUUCUGACAGGCACUAGAAAGAGAGCAUAUGGCUGGAUUACUGUUUCAGGUUCUGAGUUUCAGACCUCAGAGGUGCAGGCAGGUGAGACUGUCACUCUGCAGUGCACCAAGACUUUCACAUAUGACGUUUUGACCUUCUGGUUCAGACUGAUCAACGGAACCACAGCCAACUCUCUUGCUGUUAAGCCAGUGUCUACAAAUGUUAAUUACAAUGCUGAAUUUCAAACUGGAAAAUUUGAAAUGACACAAAACACCUCUGAUGUCUUUCUCAAAAUCAAACAAGUGGAUGUGUCUGACUCUGGGCUGUAUUUCUGUGGAUUUCUCUCAGAGGGACGUCUAAAUUUAAGGGUCAUGCAAUUAAAGGUUGGAGGCACCGAUGAGCCUCAGGAUGACAUGGACUGCAUCUGUAAACAGGCUCACGAGGUAGCAACGCUGACGAGUGUCACCCUGGGUGUUCUGUCUGUUUUCCUCUUAAUGGUCAUCACUGGUCUGGUUGUUCAACACGGGAAAACAGCUAAAGAACAUGAAAAUAAGAAUCCAGAACAAUUUGAGAAUCUGGACCCUGGCACCCUGAAGGAUCUAGCACUGCAAUCAGCAGUAAAAAGACGCGGGAGGCCUGCAGCACAAAAGCAACCAGAAACUCAUGUUAUUUAUACUACCAACAGAUAGACUCAUUUCCCUGUUUGACUGUGUUCGUGCUGCUUCCUGUUUUUAUUUCUAUUUCCUCCACUUGAAAUAAAUGGA
This is a messenger RNA of Oreochromis aureus, 1363 nucleotides long. RefSeq lists its product as uncharacterized. NCBI's taxonomy places the organism in Eukaryota, Metazoa, Chordata, Actinopteri, Cichliformes, Cichlidae. The coding region runs from base 860 to 1288 and encodes 142 amino acids. The transcript is spliced from 6 exons. Gene Ontology annotation, biological process: response to bacterium. The record is from RefSeq and is a predicted model, not a curated record.